Myotis daubentonii (Daubenton's bat) is the source of this 1002-nucleotide messenger RNA. It is a transcript of the gene COMTD1, whose product is annotated as catechol-O-methyltransferase domain containing 1. The record is from RefSeq and is a predicted model, not a curated record. Lineage: Eukaryota; Metazoa; Chordata; Mammalia; Chiroptera; Vespertilionidae. Gene Ontology annotation, molecular function: S-adenosylmethionine-dependent methyltransferase activity; O-methyltransferase activity.
GGCCGCGGUCGGCGAGCAGUGCGGGGGACGAGACAGAACAGGAAGGCCCGAGGGUCCGAGCGCGGCCCCGGCAGCCCGAGCACAAGUGACUUUGCCACCCCCGCGCCCUCCUCGCGCCAUGAUCCAGCCCGUGCCUCGGCUCUCUGUGCCCGCCGCGCUGGCCCUGGGAUCGGCUGCUCUGGGCGCUGCCUUCGCUACCGGCCUUUUCCUGGGGAGACGGUGCUCUUCACGGCGAUCCCGGCGAGAGAAGCGCCUGCUGCCCCCCGAGGACAGCCCCCUGUGGCAGUACCUGCUGAGCCGCUCCUUGCGGGAGCACCCAGCGCUGCGGAGCCUGCGGCUGCUGACGCUGGAGCAGCCGCAGGGAGAGUCCAUGAUGACCUGUGAGCAGGCCCAGCUUCUGGCCAACCUGGCGCGGCUCAUUAAGGCCAAGAAGGCGCUGGACCUGGGCACGUUCACAGGCUACUCGGCCCUAGCACUGGCCCUAGCCCUGCCCCCGGCCGGGCGCGUGGUGACCUGCGAGGUGAACCCGGGGCCCCCGGAGCUGGGGCGGCCCCUAUGGCGGAAGGCUGAAGAGGAACACAAGAUUGACCUUCGGUUGAAGCCCGCCCUGGAAACCCUGGAUGAGCUCCUGGACGCGGGCGAAGCUGGCACCUUCGACGUAGCCGUGGUGGACGCCGACAAGGAGAACUGCACCCUCUACUACGAGCGGUGCCUGCAGCUGCUGCGCCCCGGAGGCAUCCUCGCUGUCCUCAGUGUCCUGUGGCGGGGACGAGUGUUGCAACCCCAACCGCGAGACUUGGAAACGCAGUGCGUCCGAAACCUGAACGAGCGCAUCCUGCGCGACGCCCGGGUGCACAUCAGCCUCCUGCCCCUGGGCGACGGCCUCACCUUAGCCUUCAAAAUCUAAGGCUGCCCCUAGCCACGGCCUCGGUGGAGGGGACCUGGGAAUCCCAGCCAUCGACCCCGUUUUAAAUCCGUCAAUAAAGUGGGUCCGAGACACAA